AUGCUAGUGACUUGGAUGUUGCUGGUGCUGUCCCUGCCCCAAUUUAGAACUUGUGAGAGAAAUUCCUCUUCAAAAUGCCUGGAAGACAGCAAUGAGUUCCUUGAGAACCUUCAGUCUGAAAACCCCCAAAUGUACGCCUUAUUAAUGUAUGAUGCCAUUGGAAAAGAAGGCAGCAAUGUUCUACAUGGAAAUAUUGAUCAAUUGGGGUCCUACAGCGAAUGUACCUCAGUUCAAACUCCUUCUGGAAAGUUUAGUGGACAAUAUUGUAAACUGACAAUUCAACAGGGCAAGAUUGACUAUAAUGUCGCUAUUUGUGUACCUGAUUCUUGUAAGGAUGAAGAUAUAAUGAUGCUUGAAUGGCUUGGUUUUUUCAAGUACCACAACACAUCUUUCAUAGCUCCUUCACUAAUACUCUCGUUCCUUGUGACUAACAAUACGUACAGAGUGAAAAGUGUCCAUUGCCAAAAUAAUGUUCCUUACAUUGAUGCAAUUGUUGGCAUUUGUAUGUUUGUUGUUGCUCUUUUCAUUAUUAUGACAAUAGCUGGGUCCAUAUUUAUAACAAUAAAAGAGUGGAAGAGCAGAUCACCUGGUAACGAGUUGAAAGAUGGUUUAAGUUCAGCUCACAAGCACUAUGGGGUAGUUUCAUUUAAUAAAAUAAAUGGCCAACAAUUGCAAGUAAGUAUCACAAAAUCCAAACAUGAAUCACCAGAGCAUAAUGCAAUGGAGACAACAGAAAAUAACAAUGGAGCAGUCUUUGCAGGAUUCUUCAAUAGGAUACUAACAAGCUUUGCCAUACAAAAGAGUGUCCCUGCUGUGUUAUCCACUGAGAACACUACAGGAACCUAUUCAGUAAUAAAUGGGAUCCGAGUCCUGAGUUUACUGUGGAUAAUUUCAGGACAUGUCUGCCAUUUUAUUUUGUUCAAUAAUUUAGAUAAUCCAAUGAAGUGGUUGGUAUCAGUCCCAAACAAUGUCCUUUAUAUUUUUUCUCUUGGUGGUCCUUUCUAUUUGGCAGUGGAUAGUUUUUUUCUGAUUAGAAUUCUUCCACUUUAUAUAUACACAAUGUGCUUAUUUAUUGGGAUGUAUUCGCUUAUUCCCUGGAGGUCCUUGGGAGAAAAUGCAAAGUACCGUUUGGAUAAUUGCAAGAGGUCCUGGUGGACAAAUCUGUUGUUUCUUAAUAACUUUAUAAUGAUUGACCAACGUUGCAUGGGUUGGACAUGGUAUCUUGCAAAUGACUUCCAGUUUUACUUCACAACACCUCUUUUCAUCUUUCUGCUGCACAGGAAUAGAUUGUUAAUGAUUGUCCUGGCAGGAUUUCUGCUGUUGGCUUGUUUCAUUGUCACUGCUUUGAUCUCCUGGUUCUUCAAACUACCAGUAGGACUUCACUUUGAUUCCAGACUGCUUACACAUGAGGUGUACAAUAUACAAUACUAUACAAAGCCUUAUUGCCGUUAUGGUCCAUUUUUGGUUGGAAUUAUGCUGGGCAUUUUAAUGCAUUAAAGAAAAACAUCUUUGCUGACAACCAAGACUCAGGCUCUUACUGGUUGGCUGUGUUCUCUGAGCACCAUGGCUGCCGUGAUAGCAUUGGGAUAUGCACUAGACGACUCAGUUGAGUCCUACUCUGUCCUUCCUGUGCUGUAUCAAGCAUUGCAUAGAACUGUAUGGGCUGCUGCAGUUGGCUGGAUCAUACUUGCAUGUGAAGAAGGAUAUGCAGGUUUUGUUAGAGGUUUACUAUCCAGCAGGUUAUGGAUCCCACCAGCCAACCUCAGCUACGCUUGUUUUCUAAUACAUCCUGCUGUAAUAGGUGUGUAUAAUGGGCUACAGGAGACACUCUUUCAUUAUACAGACAUCAACAUGUUUUACCUCUUCAUAGGUCAUACAGUUUUGGCACACAUUCUUGGAUUUGCUCUAUGCAUACUCAUUGAAAUUCCUAUUCAAACGUUAAGGAAAUAA
Molecule: messenger RNA, 1950 nt
Organism: Carcharodon carcharias (great white shark)
Lineage: Eukaryota; Metazoa; Chordata; Chondrichthyes; Lamniformes; Lamnidae
Gene: oacyl
Product: O-acyltransferase like
Exons: 14
Molecular function (GO): acyltransferase activity, transferring groups other than amino-acyl groups
Source: RefSeq, a predicted model, not a curated record